AACACCACAUACAUUCCCAACACCUAUAUCGUGGAGCUUGACCAAGCCUCUGGCAUCAAUGCCGCGGCUCGAUUUGCUCAGAAGCAGGGUGGAAAAAUAAAGUAUCAAGUCCGCAAAGAGUUCAACAGUGCCAAAUAUUUCUACGGGCUAUCUCUGACCCUAGCGGAUGAUGCAUCUCACAAAGCUGAUCUGCUCAAGGUCAGCGGCGUCAAAAAUGUCUGGCCGGUUCGAGUUGUGCCGCGGCCAAAUCCCUUUGUUGCCGCUCCGCCAGCACCGCUAAGCAAUGGCACUCUGCCGCAUAUCAAGGGCAGUUCGGAUGUUAAUAGACCACUCAAGAUGGCUGGUGUAGAUAAAGUACACAGCCAAGGAAUCAAAGGCAAAGGUGUAAAGAUUGGCAUCAUUGACACCGGAGUGGAUUAUCUUCAUCCUUCUCUUGGAGGCGGAUUUGGGCCUGGGUACAAGGUAUCUUUUGGCUACGACUUUGUUGGAGAUGAUUAUACCGGAUAUAAUACGCCAGUUCCAGACAGUGAUCCAUUGGCUUCAUGUGCGACUGGAGGACACGGCACCCAUGUAGCGGGUAUUAUUGGAAUGACUGACGCCGCCAACCAAGGAUUUGGCCUUGUUGGGGUAGCUCCUGAAGCAAGUCUCGGCAUGUACAGGGUGUUUGGAUGCGAGGGUGACUCUGGCGACGAUGUCAUCAUGGCAGCUAUGCAGCAAGCCGCAGAGGAUGGCGUCGAUGUCAUCUCAAUGUCGCUCGGCGGCCUCACAUACUGGGAACAGGCAUCACCGUAUGUUCCACUGGCUCAGAGUAUUGUGGAAAGUGGUGUAGCAAUUGUUGCUGCUCUUGGAAACGACGGCGACCUUGGCCCGUACGCAGUAUCAGCUCCAGGCUUGGCUCCGGAAGUUUUGGCAGUGGGCUCUGCAGAGAGCGAAAUCUAUCCAACCAUUUACAAGGCAGAAAACAAUCUCGGCAAGGCUUUGGAGUACAUUUCAGUCUUACCCUUCAUCUCUGACCAGCCCAUUACCAUUUUCGAGGCUGGCAGUGGGCUAGACAUACCUAUCACGGAGGAGCAGACCGGUGGGUGUGAUCCCAGCGUAUGGACAGCCGCACAGAGUGCCAUUACAGAUGGAGCACACACGGCGGUUUUGAUCUACAAUACGAUAUACUGUGGGCUUGGGACUUAUUCAGAUCAGCUGUUGGCACUAAACGUGACAACUGUCAUAUACUACACCGAUGACCCAAACACUCCGAUUCUCCUGGACGAGCCGGGGACAACGGAUCCAUUCAAUAUUCUCUUCCUUGCAUAUGACCAAUCGCAACAGAUUGUCAAGGAUAUUGCCAGUCUUGGUUCUGGUAAAAAGUACACGCUGAGCUUCAAGUCUUCUGUUGUUCAAGACUUGCCUAAUCCAGCUGGCCACACCAUUGACUAUUUCUCUUCCAUCGGUCCGACGGUUGAGAUGACAGUAAAGCCCCAGCUUUCUUCUCCAGGAGGAAAUAUUCUCUCAACAUUCCCGCUUUCAGCCGGAGGCUAUGCCGUGUUGUCAGGUACCUCAAUGGCUACGCCCUUUACUGCUGGAGUUUAUGCCUUGAUCAAGUCUCAAUCGCCAAAACUCAGCAUCGCGGAGAUCACUUCUCUUAUGCAGUCAACCGCAGUGCCCAUGAAAGCACAAAAUCUGAACAUUAUUUCUUCCGUCACACAGCAAGGAGGUGGAUUAAUUAAUGCGUAUGCAGCAGUUGCUGCCGACUCUCAGAUAUCGCCGUCUCAGCUGAGUUUGCUCGACUCGCCAAAGCCAGCAAAGCAAUCCAUCACUAUCAAAAAUACCUCCAAGAAAGCCAAGACCUAUUCCAUCUCCCAUUCGGGUGCUUCAUAUAUCCGCACUUUGACUAAUUUCACGGGAGGGACGGAAGCGUCAUUCCUGAGAUUCACUCUCGGCCACGAGGCGAAAUACGCUACCGCUCAAUUUUCCAAGUCGAGGCUAUCCCUACAGCCUGGUCAGUCAACGACGGUAGAGGUUCAGUUUACGGCUCCCGACGAACCUCACCCAGAGUCAGAGCCUGUUUACUCAGGCUAUGUCAAGAUUGCUACCGACAGCAGCAGCUACGUCGUGCCAUAUCUUGGUGUGCCGUAUACCAGAAAUGAUGUGGAUUACCUUGGGCAUAAUACGACGGCAUGGGUAGGAAACGACACACCAUUCGUGGGGUCAGAUGUAACAGAGCCGGGUGAAGUCAACAUCGGCAAUUACAGCAUCUUGGGCCGCGAUGGCUCAGUACCAGCCGACCUGCUUGUGCCCGUCACUGGCUUUACCGUCGUGCAGCCCACCAACCUGGUUCGCCUGGAUGCUGUGCCUGUGAAUACCAGUUUUGUGCCGACAUUUUACGGCUUUGAUCCGUCUGUCAAGUUUGAUGUUUCAGAUGUAGAUGUACCACUAUAUGAGGGCUUCCUGGGCGUUCCAACGUAUGGGGUCUUGUCCGUGUGGGGUAUUGGCGACAUCCCUCCUGGAAUAGACCCCCGGACCGUUGUAGCUUGGCCCAACCCGAACGUUGUAAGUGGCUUCAUCUUGGAAUGGCCGCUUUUCAUGUACGAGAACGGCACGGACUUCAACAUCACGUCUGGAGCUUUCCGGCCAUUGCUGCGCGUUUUGCGCUAUGGAAACAAUGGCACGGCCCCUGAAGAUUAUGAAUCGUGGCUGGGUCCCAUC
This is a messenger RNA of Trichoderma atroviride IMI 206040, 2700 nucleotides long. RefSeq lists its product as uncharacterized. The record is from RefSeq and is a predicted model, not a curated record. Gene Ontology annotation, biological process: proteolysis. Lineage: Eukaryota; Fungi; Ascomycota; Sordariomycetes; Hypocreales; Hypocreaceae. Gene Ontology annotation, molecular function: serine-type endopeptidase activity. Gene Ontology annotation, cellular component: membrane; cell wall.